Molecule: messenger RNA, 910 nt
Organism: Ananas comosus (pineapple)
Lineage: Eukaryota; Viridiplantae; Streptophyta; Magnoliopsida; Poales; Bromeliaceae
Product: auxin-responsive protein SAUR50-like
Exons: 1
Coding region: 152-514 (120 amino acids)
Biological process (GO): response to auxin
Source: RefSeq, a predicted model, not a curated record
CUACCCACGUGCCUUUGCUUAUUACUACUUUCUCUCUCUCUCCCCCCUCCCCACCUCCCACCAUAUAAAAGCACCUCCCUCUCUACAUUCCACUACCAUAGCUUCUUCUUCUUCUUCUUCUUCUUCUUCAUAUCCAGCAACACAUGCAACAAUGGCUACAAGGAAGCACAACAAGCUAUCGCAAGCUGCAGCACUAAAGCAGAUGCUGAAGCGCCUCGGUCGGAGACAGUCGCAGCAGCACGACGACCACAACGUUGACGACGACGACGACGAUGACGACUACGAAGCAGAAGACCGGAAGCUGCCCCUCGACGUGCCCAAGGGCCACUUUGCGGUGUACGUCGGCGAGCGCCGGAGCCGCUACAUUGUGCCCAUCUCCUACCUGGCCCGCCCGGAGUUCCAGUCGCUGCUCCGGCGGGCCGAGGAGGAGUUCGGCUUCCACCACGACACCAAGCUCACCAUCCCCUGUGAGGAGGUCGUCUUCCGAUCCCUCCUCACUUCAACUUCACAAUGAUAAAAAGAGAGAGACAUAUAUAUCUAUACAUACCAUAUAUAUAUAUAUAUAUAUAGCUAGACUGGUACACUAUCAGUAGCAAGGAGGUCUCUGUGCUAUCAAGUUAUUUUCAAUUAUGCAGUUUCUAAAUCGACGAUCGGCUCCGUUAGAUUUGAUCUACGCUAUUAAAAGUAUUUCAAAACUAAAUUUCAUAAUUUUUUAUCUCUCUAUAUGUCACUGUGUCUAUUAGUUCCUUUUUUACCAUGAGAAUUUUCAUGGGUUUUAAUUCUGUAUAUAUAGAGAGUAAUUAAUUGUAUAAUGUAAUGUGAGUGGCGUUUGUAGAGAAAUGCCCUGUAAGAGUUGAUCGAUUGAUUAGUUAAUUAAUUUGAGGAAAGAAAUUAAGAUUAGAAUUAUGUA